Messenger RNA from Alexandromys fortis (reed vole), 5028 nucleotides. RefSeq names its product solute carrier family 35 member A3 (gene Slc35a3). Gene Ontology annotation, biological process: pyrimidine nucleotide-sugar transmembrane transport. The record is from RefSeq and is a predicted model, not a curated record. The coding region runs from base 93 to 1220 and encodes 375 amino acids. The transcript is spliced from 8 exons. Lineage: Eukaryota; Metazoa; Chordata; Mammalia; Rodentia; Cricetidae. Gene Ontology annotation, molecular function: UDP-galactose transmembrane transporter activity. Gene Ontology annotation, cellular component: Golgi membrane.
GGUGGAGGAGGAAAAGGUCCCAAGGAGAGGGGUGUGGCAGGCGGUGUGCCCGCAAGCUCCAGGCUGGCGGGCCAAGUGCCCAGGGGGCCAGGAUGGCGGCCAGUCCUCCCGUGGCCUUCGCUGGAGCCCCCUCCGCGCCUGCGGUAGGAAUGGGUCUACCCGGCGAGGACACGGUGCUCCAGAAGCUGCAGGGACUUCAGGAGAUGGAAAGGGUGCCCGUGACAAAUGAAGAGAAAACAAUGUCUGCCAACCUAAAGUAUCUUUCCUUGGGAAUUUUGGUGUUUCAGACUACCAGUUUGGUUCUAACAAUGCGUUAUUCUAGGACUUUAAAAGAGGAGGGUCCUCGUUACCUGUCGUCUACAGCAGUGGUUGUGGCUGAACUUUUGAAGAUAAUGGCCUGCAUAUUUUUAGUCUACAAAGACAGUAAGUGUAGUGUGAGAACACUGAAUCGAGUGCUGCAUGAUGAAAUUCUCAAUAAACCCAUGGAAACCCUUAAGCUUGCUAUUCCGUCAGGGAUAUAUACUCUUCAGAAUAAUUUACUCUAUGUGGCACUGUCAAACCUAGAUGCAGCCACUUAUCAGGUUACAUAUCAGUUGAAAAUACUUACAACAGCGUUAUUUUCUGUGUCUAUGCUUGGUAAAAAAUUAGGCGUGUACCAGUGGCUCUCCCUAGUAAUCCUGAUGGCAGGAGUUGCUUUUGUGCAGUGGCCUUCAGAUUCUCAAGAGGUGAAUUCUAAGGAAAUUUCAACGGGCUCGCAGUUUGUAGGCCUCAUGGCAGUUCUCACAGCAUGUUUUUCAAGUGGCUUUGCUGGAGUUUACUUUGAGAAAAUCUUAAAAGAAACAAAACAAUCAGUAUGGAUAAGAAACAUUCAACUUGGUUUCUUUGGAAGUAUAUUUGGAUUAAUGGGCGUAUACAUUUAUGAUGGAGAAUUGGUAUCCAAGAAUGGAUUUUUCCAGGGAUAUAAUCAACUGACGUGGAUAGUUGUUGUUCUGCAGGCACUUGGAGGCCUUGUAAUAGCUGCUGUCAUUAAGUAUGCAGAUAAUAUUUUAAAAGGAUUUGCGACCUCCUUAUCCAUAAUAUUGUCAACAAUUAUAUCCUAUUUUUGGUUGCAAGAUUUUGUGCCAACCAGUGUCUUUUUCCUUGGAGCCAUCCUUGUAAUAGCAGCUACUUUCUUAUACGGUUAUGAUCCCAAACCUGCAGGAAAUCCUACUAAAGCAUAAUCAUGUACUAUCUUGAGCUGGUUUUUCACGACGGUGCCCUAGGAAUCUCAACAUUGAUUGUGCACAGAGGACUUCGGCAGAUUCUGUGAAGAUAACAUCAUGCUAAGUCUGAUCAUACUGUUCAAAUGAUUUGAAAAUGUGUAGGCUUCAGGACAAAAUGUGUACAUCAUCUGGAAACCCAAACUUGGAAGUGUGUCCAGAGAGUAGGGUUAGAGGGAUACUGGGAGGGGCCUGAAGUCUGAGCUCAUAAUGACUUCACCCUUUUGGUUGCUGCAGAACUGUCCAGUGCAGCCUUUGGAAGAGCACACAAAUGCAAAUACCAAUGUUUGCAAGGUAGAUCUACUUAGUCUUAUCACAUAUUUUUAAUCUUACUUUUUCUGUACAGAUAUAUCAAAUUACAUGGACUAUUCAAAGUUAGAAAAUUAUAACUGCCUAUAAAGCUGUGAACAAACAAAUAUAAUUUAAAACCAUUUUCAUGUAUCUGGGAUUUUUAUAUUCAUAGAAGAUUGCUAAGCAAAUGAUUGCUAAAUGUUAUUUGUUAAAUUACAUAAAACUUGAUAAAGUAGUAGUCUGGGUUUGAUUCAUAUUUAAAUUUAGUGUAGAGAGAAUCUAUUUCUCCCUGUGUAUCUUAGACCAUUUAUUGCUUUGAGACAGCUGAAUGCAGUUUGGUUCUUUAUAUGCUGGAGUAGCCAGUGACUUUGACACUAAUGAAGUUUUACCUAUCAUUUUCCAGUUGUAUUUCUUUUCCAUAUUUAAGAGAAAUUCUUAGUAUCACCUUAAAUUGAAUUUGUGUGUGUUGCCGUUAAAUUUUUAAUGAAGUUAAAGGGAUUAAAUACUCAUUUAAUAAUUGAAAAUAAAAUAACAAUUACUGUCCAAUCCCCAUGUGGAGAAAUCUGAACUAUGAAGUAUAUACUGUAUAUAGUUUUGAAAUGGAGAAUUUUCUCGUUAUUCUGCAGUAGGAAUUUCUUUCAAUCUGUCACUAUUGGCAGAAGCAACAAUCAAAAAAGUAGUAUUAGUCAUAUUAGUGAACCAAGAACAAACUGACUUUCUUACAGACAUUUCCUACUGCCAUUUUUAUUGUUGUUGUUGUUACUUAAGGCAGGGUCUCAUUAUGUAGACCAGGCUGGCCUCAAACUCACAGAGAUCUACCAACAGCUCUGUCUCCCAAGUGCUGGGAUUAAGGGUCUGGGUCACCCUGCCCAUCUCGCUACGGUAUUUUAAGUAGCACUAUAAUUUAAGUUCAAAGGCUAUUUAGAAAAUUUUAAGUCUUAAGAGCCCACCAUCCCUAGGAAUAACAUGAUCACGUGUCUGGAAGAGAUGGCGGCAUUCUGAGUUCCCUCACUCUGUCCCCAUGAGUGCUGCUGGGAAGGAGCAACCGUUUGCUCUAAAAUAGUACAUUUUGUUUCUUUUUAACACUGGAGUUGAGGAUACAAAUUAUGAGUUAUUUAAUAAGCUGACUCAAAAGAGAGAAUAUAUUAGAAAUAGUAAAAUGAACUGGGAGGAAAUAAUAAUUCUAUAUUUGGAAUAUAAGUUAUUUAAUUAUUGACUAUAUGCAGAAUUACCUAUUGAAUAUAAAAUGUAUUUUACUUUAUUUUUUCAUUUAUAUUAUAUAUAUAUAUAAAGUUUGUUCUAAUAGAUACAAACCUAUAAGGAGAUGACAAUUUUUUAUGUAGUUCUAAUAGAUUUUGUUAAAUGGAAUUUGACUCAGAAGUACUUUUGUUAUGUACUGUAAGGUACCCUUGGCUAACUUGGACUGGCUGUUUGAUCUUGCUAGUGCAGAUGUACUCUCCACAGUGUACAUGCCUGACCAAUUCCAUUCACUUUCAAAGUACUUGAAAUUACAAAGUGUUUAAAGUCAUUGCAUCAGCAAUAACAGAGUGAUACCAGGUUUAUGUUUUUCAGUGACCACCCUAUAGAGGUUGAACAAUUGCAUUUUGAGCGUGGUGUAAGAUACCACAACAUUCAAGCUAUGUCUAGGACCUACAACUAAAUGCAGCCUAGGUCUUGCAAAUAGAGAAAAUUCAUGAGUACAGAUCCAUAUUCAGUUCACAUUAAAGUGUUGUAUGGUCAACUGUGCUAAUACAAUGUGGAUUCACAAUUAAUGGUUACUUAGAUCUAGUCUACCCCUGUCUUAACCCUACAAUACAAAUAAGUUACUGGGUAUCAAGGUUGUUAAAGUAAUAAUACAUUUCAGGUGUCUGAAAAUUUUUAUUAGGUAUCAUUUAUAUUGUUCUUUUCUAGUCAGUUAAAAAUGUUAUUGGGCUGAAUAUAAAGUUUAAAAUUUUAUAAGGAAAUAAUCACACUUAGGGAAAAAUGGCUUGUAGACUAGAUUGUAUCAUACAUAUUGAUACCGAAAUUUUGUUUAAUGUGGGUUGUGUUUUGAUGACAUUCAAAAGUGCGAUUGUGUCAUGCUUUUAUAAUAACAGAUUAUUUAAAUUUUAUGCUUUUAAAGGUGUACUUGUUUCUCAGCUAUUUUCACUGAUAUGGAAUGUGUGAAUUUAUGGAGAAUGAGUGCCAGCUGAGACCCACAUUAAAGUUAGGCAGAGAGCUUGAUGCACCAGCAGGCCCUUCAGUGCAGCAUAGCAGCUCUUUACUGAAUGCUUUUCCAGUUGUAAGUUACUUUUGUAAUAGAAUACAUAGUUUAAAAAUGCAGAACCUAAAUGUUUACCUCAAUUCCUAUGGAAUCCCACAGAAUUUCAUAGAAAGAAAAGGCAGUUUGAUAUUUAAACCAGAAUAUAUUAAGAAAUUCCAAAAGAAAAUUGACAUUCUGCACUGAACACUUAAGUAGAAUACUGACUAUUCUUACAAAUCAAGUUAGUAGACUUUAAAUGUCUUUAUGCAAUCAUUCAACUGAGAUGUUUUGUUUUGUUUUGUUUGUUUUGUUUUUGUGGCAGGGUCUUACUCUGUAGCCCUGGCUGACCUGGAACUUGCUAUGUAGACUAGGCUGACCUAGAAAUCACAAAGAUCUGCCUGCCUCUACCUCCCAACUGAGGGGAUUUAAGGUGUGUGCUCUUAGUCCCAUGUGAGCUUUCUUUUGUUUUUAAAGAAUGGCUUGGCAUCACUCAUUCUAUUUAAACAUUCAUUGUAAAAAAUAUUUAAUUUCUAGAGAUAUAGCUUUACAUUGAAUUUAUAAAAAGUGUUUAUAUUAUAUUGAAAGUCAUCUCAAGAAUCUCCAAGAUAUUUAAAGUAGUUAUAGGGCCAAAGAAAAUGCACCUUUACCACAAUCUGGUCCUAUGUGCCUUGCUUUACCAAAUAAAUACCUGACUUUUGUGGAGACUAUUUCUGUAAUUUACAACUUUAGAUACAUACUUGAAAUUGGGAUUUUUUUUUAAAAAAAUUGAAUAACUAUAAUUCUAACUUUUGGUUGUUUCAACAUUUGCUCUUUAAAUCCAUUAUUUAGCAAACGGAUACUAAGUAUCCUAUCAGUGUAUCUGAAUAGCACUUGUUUAAGUGAUUUGUGACACCUGCACUAUGGUUCAGGUUUGAGACUUUCACAACAGUCUAUAAAUGUCUGUUUGUUGUUUUUUCCUGUAAAAGAUAAUUUGCUGUGAUUUGGAACAAUAUUUUUAAAAUAAUUUUGACCCUAAAUUGAUCUAUGUCUGUACUUCAUUUACAUAAAGUAAUUCUUUGGGGUUUGGGAAUGUGAUUUGUAUGUUUAAAUUUUUAUAAAUAUAAUUCAAAGGAAUGUAUAAACUGGUAUUUUAUUAAGUGACUUUUUAAAUGAUAAAUUCCUCAUGUCAAUUUUUUUGUAUCCAUUAUUACCUAUGUUUAAUAGAUAAGGGAAAUAGAUUCUUUUCAUAAAUAACUA